UACAUGUCAGUCAGAUUUAGACAAGUUUUCACGUUAUUGUCGUUUUUUGAACCACUUUUUGAGUUAACAAUUGCUUUAUUUUGUAGCACGGGGGCAACAAUAGUCGCCCCGUCCAACUAACCCGACCACAAUGCUCUCUCAAUCUCAAACCACCCAAUUUAUAAAAACCGAACCCCCGUCGAUGUCUUUUUUCCCCUGCGCCGAGACCAUCCAACCCUUCCAGUGCAAUAAAUGCCCCAAUUAUCAAACUUCGUCGUCAGUGCACCAUAGAAGUCACCACAAUGAGCCCCCACACAAGCCAAUCUUAACGUGCCGAAAGUGCGACUUUACAACCUACUCAAAAUUGAUUUUUUUCAGGCACCGAAUCCGCGACGAGUGUGUCAAAACUACGAUUUUCCAGUGUAACCGGUGUCCCUACAAUUUCCCAAAUAGAACUCAAUUGAACCGACACACUAGGUACAUCCACGGCAUUCACUGCGAACAGUGUGACUUUACCACACCGUGGAAGCAAAAACUAGUGGAUCACGUAAUAAUCAAACACUUAUCGGACGAUCAAAUCCAGUGGGUACAUUGUAACUAUUGUGCGUCCAAAUUCAAGCUGGAAAAGUACCUCCGGAAGCACCUCAAGUACCAGCACCCCAAACCCGACGAAAUCACGUGGAUUCCGUGCGAAAAAUGCCCGUUAAAAUUUAAAUUGAAAAUGCAGCUGAAGCGUCACAUGAUUUUGAGGCAUUUACACGAUUCUGAGAUUGAAUGGUUCAAGUGUGAACUGUGCACGGCACGAUUUAAAUAUAAACAGUGUCUAAAGGAACACACUAUAGCUAAACAUUUACAUGAAUCGGAAAUUCAGUGGUUUGAAUGCGGCCGCUGCACUGCACGUUUUAAAUAUAGACACUCUUUAAAGUACCACAUUGUGGCCAAACACUCACUAGUGAGUGAAAUUCAGUGGUUCCAGUGUGACAAGUGCAGAGCUAAGUUCAAGCACAAACAAAAUUUAAAAAACCACUUCAGACUGAAGCACUUGGCGGAGAACGAAAUUCGGUGGUUUAAGUGUGAUCAUUGCACUUUGAGGUUCAAAGCAAAGAAGAAUUUGAAGAAGCACAUGAUUGGGAAGCAUUUGCCUGAAGAUGAGAUUCGGUGGUUUAAAUGUGAGGAGUGCACGAGUAAGUUUAAGUUUAAGUGUGCGCUUAGUAAACACUUUAAGAGGAAACAUAUGCUGGAGAGCGAGAUUCAGUGGUUCUAUUGUGACUAUUGUCCGUCUAAGUUUAAGUUUAAGGAUGAUUUGGUGCGUCACGGGAAGUACUGUAGAGGGAGAAGGUUGAAGAAAGUGGAGCUUUCGGGUGUGGGUGUACACAUAAAGACUGAGAUAGCUUGAAGCAGGAUUGUGUAAUUUAUUUAUUUAAUUAGUGUUAUAAACAUGUUGGUGUGUAUUAAAUACAAUAAAUUUCGGUUUUAUGUC
This is a messenger RNA of Zophobas morio, 1459 nucleotides long. RefSeq names its product PR domain zinc finger protein 5-like. Gene Ontology annotation, biological process: regulation of transcription by RNA polymerase II. Gene Ontology annotation, molecular function: DNA-binding transcription factor activity; RNA polymerase II cis-regulatory region sequence-specific DNA binding. The transcript is spliced from 2 exons. NCBI's taxonomy places the organism in Eukaryota, Metazoa, Arthropoda, Insecta, Coleoptera, Tenebrionidae. The record is from RefSeq and is a predicted model, not a curated record. Bases 131 to 1375 code for a protein of 414 amino acids.